Messenger RNA from Linum tenue, 424 nucleotides. Lineage: Eukaryota; Viridiplantae; Streptophyta; Magnoliopsida; Malpighiales; Linaceae. The record is from the annotation of a GenBank genome assembly.
GCCAACGGUCUCUUUAAGCCGUGCAAGGAAACAGAGAGGUGCUGCAGAACUGAUCAACCGAUCGCCUCGCAGCAACAACGAGUAGGAAAAGACCAAGAAAAUGAGGAAAAAGGCAGCGAGGGGAACGAGCAAGAGAACUCAAGAGAGCCCAAAAGAGCAGAGAGAUGAAUUAGGAGGAUCUCUCAGGAGAUCGGCGAGGCUGCAACCCACUUCAAGUCCUGGCUCUCCUCAACUGCGCCCUAACCCUGCUUCCUUUACAAAGAAACCCAAAAUUCAGGGUCACGCUAAGAGCCCUUGGGUUUUUCCAGAGCUAUUUCCCAGAUCCUCAACAAAGCCCGUGCUCACUCCUUGCACCCUGGGUUUGCAUUCUUCUAAAAUGGUGGAGAAACCUAGCAUAUUUACACACCAAGAUGCUGCUGCUAGU